Messenger RNA from Fraxinus pennsylvanica, 315 nucleotides. The record is from the annotation of a GenBank genome assembly. NCBI's taxonomy places the organism in Eukaryota, Viridiplantae, Streptophyta, Magnoliopsida, Lamiales, Oleaceae.
AUGGCACGCCAAAUUGUCGUUCUUUUCCUCGUCUUCUUCGUCGUCUUCGGCCUGGCCUCGGCUGCCGUUGACCCCCACGCUGCCUCUGCUCCCGCCGAGGGGCCAUUGGACAGCGGAACAGAUAGCAAUGUGAUUGGCACUACUGAUGGUGCAUACAAUAGUGAUGAGGCAGCACCCGUUGGCGGGCCCGUUCCCGCCGGAGUUUUCUCCAAUGCUUCCCCCGCCGAAUCACCCAAGAGCGGCGCCACCACCGCUGAAGUCACCAACAUCGUCGGUGUUGUAGCCGCUGCGGUGACCGGUUCCUUUUUCUUCUAA